AUGGAUAUGGACGAUCUUUCGUCGAUUUUGGCGCUAUUCGAACGCAAUGUGAACAAAUUACAAUCAAAUCUAACUGCUUAUCAAGUUGAAGUGGAUACUGUUCGACGAACACUUGAACAAAGCUGGUCGCAUGUCGGUCGUUCUGAUGGUCGCAUUAUUUCGCUUCACGAUGGUCUUUUGAGCAGCGUGAACGCUGUCAACGAAUAUAUGAUAAAAUUGAAUUUACAUAUAAACUUAAACCGUUCCAUUGACAUUUUAAAGAAUGAGGACACCAAGCCAACAAAGCACUAUAACAAGGAAAACAACACAAACCUAGAUAGCAUUGAACUAGAUGUACACUCGGCUAAUGCUAAGCUGGAUGAUCAGCCCGAAGGAUGCGCCCUACAGCUCAUAACACCAAAGAAUUGUAGUAUAAAAAGCAAUCAAUUUAUGUAUGAUAUGCCAACAUCUUCCACACCUAUUUUUGCUCCAAUUGUGCUGCCCAUUCCACCACGUCAAUCGAAGCUGUUGGCACCAAAAGGCGGCCGGCAAAUGUCAGCCAAUGAAACUUACGAUCAGCUUUACAAGAAUAUAGGCAGCUUUGUGAAAAGCAGCGUGGUUCAGGUUACAGUGAUGCAUCUCAAUAUAGCGGAGAAUUGCAUUUUCGUAGCUAAGUGGGCUGAGGAAUCGAUGCCAGUAAAAAUGUUGCUAGCAGGCCAAAUGACGGUACAGAUGCUGGACCAGUUGCCUAAUUUUGGGGAAGUCUUUGCUGUCUACGAUGCCCAAGAGCGGAUAAUACCACGUGUUGUAAUAAAUUCCCAUGCGGAGGGUGGCGGCUAUGAUGCGUAUUUGCUGGACUAUGGUGAGCAUAUUCACUUGGAUGACGAAGAGGUCAUCUUUGCGAUACCCAACGAAGUGAAGUUGCUCCCAGCUGAGGCUAUCAGAUGCCAUGUUCGCAAUCGUGAAGUUGCCAGCAUGUGCAAGUUUACCUAUAAGAAGGUACAUCUGCGCGUUUUGGUCAACAGUGGCAACGAUCUAGAAGUUGAGUUCUUGGAUGAUGGAUCGCCUGAGAUAAGGACAUCAUCGUCAAAAUCAAUUGAAAAACUGUCCCCAGAAGAUUUGAAAAUGCUAGAGCCGGUUGAUUGCGGCACCAGUAAUGCGCUCAAGGCUGUGCUGGGCUAUAUACCAAAAGACGAUCAACGUAUUUGCCGACAUUACGAUCCAAAGCUCAAAGGCUGCUUCAAAGGAUCUAAUUGUCGUUUGUUACACCAGCCUUUUGCACCACAUGGCGCCACUAAGGAUGUCGAGUUGGUUGAGGCAUUGCCAGAGAGUAUUUAUACAGCUGGCGCUCCUAGAGAGCUGGGUAGUAUCGUACGCGUGCUGGUCACGUAUGUCGAUAGCCCCACCCAAUUGUAUGCGCAGUUCAUAGAUGAGGCGCUGCCCCUGGUGUGGAGCAAGAAAGAUGUGUCCGAGUCGCAGUGCAAUUUUAAACGUUCGCCGCGCCUACUGGACAUGGUGUUGGCGCUUUACAACGAUGAUUGCUACUACCGUGCACAGAUCAUUGAGGAGAUCGAUGGAAUGUUUAAGAUCUUUUAUGUUGACUAUGGUAAUACAGAGUUUGUUACCAUUAGGUCGCUAGCUCAGUGCAGUGAUGACAUUAGCCUAAAGCCGCAUCAGGCCAACAAUUGCUUCAUUGAAGGUGUAAAGUGCAGCUUAAUGGCCACGCAACGACAAAGCAGCGAAUGCGUGGAGUUUCUCAAAAGCAAACUCCUUAACUCAGAGUUUGAUGUCAUGCUGAUUAGCUAUCUGCCCGAUGGAUAUUUGAUCAAGUUUUUGGAUUGUUAUGCUGAUUUGCCCAAACAGAUGAUCAAGCGCGGCUACGUGGAGCCAACCACGGAUAAUUUCGAACACGGCGAAAAUAUAUGAGUUCAGUCAUACCCGUAAUAGCAUUAUUAACAUUAUCAUUUUUGCUGCAUGCCGCAGCAUAUAGCUUAUGUAGAUGACCC
This is a messenger RNA of Drosophila hydei, 1985 nucleotides long. RefSeq lists its product as uncharacterized. The transcript is spliced from 3 exons. The record is from RefSeq and is a predicted model, not a curated record. Gene Ontology annotation, molecular function: metal ion binding. Bases 1 to 1905 code for a protein of 634 amino acids. NCBI's taxonomy places the organism in Eukaryota, Metazoa, Arthropoda, Insecta, Diptera, Drosophilidae.